AGCCUUGUCAGCAGCUACCAUUACCACUAGGUUUGCACUUCUGCCUCCUUUCCGUCAUACAUGUCCUCAAAAUCGCGAUAGCCUUCCCUACUUUUCUUAUUGCCUUCAAUCUAUCUAAAACACACUCUUUCUCUUCCUCUUUUUUGGGGGUUACAUUACUUUCCUUGGAAAACGAGCGCACCGACAAGGUGUACUAAUUACCCAUAUCGUUGUCCCCGCGAUUAUACUGCAAUGCCGCCUUUGCGCCGAUCCGCGAAGAAAGACCCCGCGGUGGGCACCACCUCCGCGAACCUGGAUGGGGAUGCCCUGAACGUCGACGACUCGGCCCGCGCGCUGGAAUCGGUUGCGACGAAUCUCGAGAUUCUGGAAACAAAUCGGGAUGACGGCUCUGUAGCUGCGGUUGGGGUGGUCCCAGAUGCGACCGCGAUGUCACGUCCUGGUCGCCCGUCCAAGCUACCCAUUGCUGUACAGUUUCCCUUGGUCACGAUUUUGAGCUUCAGCAUCUCGAGCUUGGGAUACAGCUUUCUCAACGAGUGGAGCGGCGGAGAACUUGCCAAUGUCGGGAAGACUUUGAAUACAUGGGAGGAGGUCGGGGCCCUAGCAGGCUGGAGGAUCGUUGAACUUGCGCUGGGGUGGUUUGCCGGGUUUGAUAGCUUGGAUGUCGCUGCGCUAAAUCUACUUGCGCAUGGCCCGGCUAUUUCCUUGCUCUCAACAUUCUACAACAUUAGCACGCCAACCGCGCUUUCAGCCCUUGGAAUUGAGAUGCUGUCGACGUUCGCGCCUUUCCAACUCCUACGGCCACUCUCAGGCGCCCACGUCCGAGAGGCCAAGAAUGUAGCCAAUCGCGAAAUUUUGACGGACAUUCCGAUCCAGGCUUACACAACCCUCCUAUCCGCGAUGAUCUACGGCAUCACACUUUUCUCGGCCUUGCAUACGUAUUUGCCGACCAGCUUUGCGGUGUAUUUCGAGGGGCUCCCCGACCUGACGCCUGCUUACACGGCCAACUACUUAUCGCUACUUCCUGUAGCUUUGGCCUUUGGAUUCGCAGCACGAAGCUUUAUCUUCACGCCCUUCACGGCGACGGGUCGCAGCAAAGAGGAUGGGAAACUCGAGCAGUUCGACCCGGUGACGGCGACUCUGGGGGAGACGGUGCUAUACAACCUUUGGGGCUACACCACAAGGGGCAAGGUUAUCAUUCUGCGGACAGCUGUGGUCAUGGUCAUGACAGGAAUCAGCACAUACCUUCAGUGCUUCAUGACAAUAGGCGGCGUGGAGCCACGAGGGGCAGCGAGCUAUGCCGGACCCUGGGUUGUCGCGUCAUUCCUCACGGGCGUGGCAUUGGCUUUUGUCGGCGAAGAGCCAUGAAGUGGGCUUGCGGCGGUGUGGUAGCCGUAACGCGGUGUGGCAGUGGCAGAUGAGACUGGUUCGAUCGGCGACAAUGACAGUGUCUUGAAUACCCUUCAAAAUUGAGACAAUCAUCGGGGCCCCAACCUUACCUCUGGUGAGGUGACAGACGCUGAGGCGUCGAUUGGGAGGGUGGUUGGACGAUACGCACGCCACAGAGACGAUUGGCGGGAGAAAGAAUCUCUAAAGGGUUGCCGCUGUGUUAAUAUAAACGAUGCGACGAUGACGAUGGGCUUUUCUUACAGAAUGGGUAGGCUGACGGCGACUGUUGUUUCUCUGCUGUUCCAUAUUCCUUAAUAUGCAUUUCUUCGACA
Molecule: messenger RNA, 1718 nt
Organism: Sodiomyces alkalinus F11
Lineage: Eukaryota; Fungi; Ascomycota; Sordariomycetes; Glomerellales; Plectosphaerellaceae
Exons: 3
Coding region: 232-1365 (377 amino acids)
Source: RefSeq, a predicted model, not a curated record